Messenger RNA from Gryllus bimaculatus (two-spotted cricket), 977 nucleotides. The record is from the annotation of a GenBank genome assembly. Lineage: Eukaryota; Metazoa; Arthropoda; Insecta; Orthoptera; Gryllidae.
AUGAUUUUUCCCGCUUCGGUGGCAAUAUGCGACGUGUCUUCAGUGACUGGAUUGGCCGCCGCUGCGAAGUUCCAGAAGGAGUUUGGAGCCAAGCGAUGCUUCUUCGUUCAAGCAGACGCGCGCGAGGACGCCAAAAUGGAAGCCGCCUUCAUUGCAACCAAGAAGCACUUCAACCGCCUGGACAUUUUUAUCAAUAGUGCUGGCAUCGUUAACGAUGAAGACUGGAAUCUCUGCGUUGAUGUGAAUAUGAAAGGAAUCAUCCGAGGGACCCUGCUGGCCUGGAAGCAUAUGGGCAAACAGGAGGGCGGCGACGGGGGCACCGUGGUGAACAUUGCUUCAAUUCUAGGCCUAACCCACCUCUCCAGCAUUCCCGUAUACACAGCAACUAAACACGCCGUGGUGGGAUGGGGGCGUGCUUGUGGGGCCCCGUACCACGUGGAGCGUACUGGCGUCCGAGUGCUGACAAUGUGCCCCGGAGUGACAGAGACAAAUCUCAUCGCCCCGGGCCAACCAAAGUGCCUCCUCCCGGAGAUCUUGCCAGUAAUGGAGAAGGAACUCGCAGAGUUGCCGAGCCAAAAGCAAGUCCUCCCAUCUUACAUAUUGCUUUUAGUCUUAGAUAUAAAAGGGGUGGCGCCGGUGGCGGGCGCCAUGCUGCACCUGCUGCUGAAUGCGCCCAGCGGCAGCGUGUGGGUGAGCGAGGGCGGCGACGAGCCCUACGAGGUGGCCGUCCCCGAGCGCCGGCACAUGCGCGUCAUUCCCUGAGCACGCGCACCGCCGCCUUUGCAAGCCAACGCAGCUAAAGCAAGUGGAUAAAUGGAACACGAGUGGAAUACGUGUAUUUCUAUACUUUAAUUCAAUUGCGCCUUAUAUAGCGGCGACGAUGGUGCAACGGUUAGCGUAUCGGACUAUAGUACCCAGGUUGGCGGGUUCAAACCCGAUCGAAGCCGUGGAUUGUUAGGGGCGAAAAAAACCUUCGU